GAAUAGACUUUAUACGUAGUUUAAGUAAGAGAGAUGAUACACUUCUGAUCCCUUUGGACACAAAAUAUAAGUCUCUUGGUUUUUGCCAGUACUUAGUAUGAAAAAGAAAAGAAGACCAUUCAAAACAAGGGAGUGGAAAUGUUAUUUGAAAUUUCCAAAAGAAUUCAUCCAUGAUCAGAUCUCCCCAAGAAGCAGCUCGUAAAGAAGAAUUUUAUUUUUUUUAAGUACACCUGCUGCUGAGCUACUCCAAGAAAAUAAUUAAAUCAAAGGAUGUUUUAAAAAACAAAAACUGGCUUCCAAGCUACAAUUAUAUAUAUGGUUUCAGAGUUGUUUCAUGAUUGGUAAAACUAUUCAGCAGCCCAGCAUGAAUCUGUCUAUUGCAAACAGCAGUACAUCACAGUUCCAGCACUUUGAAUCCUGCCGGUCGUCCUUUCCUGCAGUCUUCUUGCUCAUCACAGCUUAUGCUGUAGUGAUAUUGGUGGGGAUUUUUGGCAACCUGUGCCUGAUUAUCAUCAUCAAAAAACAGAAAGAAAGCCAAAACGUUACCAACAUUUUGAUUGCCAAUCUCUCCUUAUCCGAUGUCUUCAUUUGCAUUAUGUGCAUCCCUUUCAAUGCUUCGUACACUCUGAUGGACUAUUGGGUCUUUGGAGAGGCAAUGUGUAAAAUAACUAGCUUCGUACAAAGUAUGUCUGUCACUGCUUCCACAUUCUCACUUAUAUUAAUUGCUGUUGAAAGGUACCAGCUAAUAGUGAACCCACGUGGCUGGAAGCCCAGCAUUUCCCAUGCAUACUGGGGAAUUGUCUUCAUUUGGGGGUUCUCUAUGAUCGUAUCAAUUCCUUUUUUUGUGUUCCUGCAAGUUACUGAUGAACCCCUUAAAACCCUUUCUUCCCACACUGAUGCCUACAUGAACAAGGUUGUCUGCAUUGAAGUGUGGCCAUCUGUUGAAGAGCGACGGGUUUUUACCACAACCAUGUUCAUUUUCCAGUACUUCUUCCCACUGGGGUUCAUUUUUGUCUGUUAUCUCAAGAUAUUUGUGUGCCUUCAAAAGAGGCAUGGUAAAGUAGAUAAGAUAAGGGAGAAUGAGAGCAGGAUAAAUGAGAGCAAAAGAAUUAAUAUUAUGCUCUUUUCCAUUGUUGCAACUUUUGCAGCAUGCUGGUUACCUCUGAACAUAUUUAACAUUGUGUUUGACUGGAACCAUGAGGUGCUGAUGAACUGCCACCAUAAUGUGGUCUUUAUCUUGUGCCACUUGGUAGCAAUGAUGGCAACAUGCAUCAAUCCAGUGUUUUAUGGGUUUCUAAACAAGAAUUUUCAAAAGGAUUUAGUCAUUCUGCUUCACAACUUUAGAUGCUUUGCAUCUCAAGAAUUAUAUGAAAACAUUGCCCUUUCAACGGUGAACACUGAUGUGUCAAAGGGAUCCCUGAAACUGAACAACAUGCCUGCAAAUAUCUGAAAACAGGCAACUUUCCAACAUUUACUUAUCUAGUACAUUUGUAUUCCUCUUAUUGUGGUGGUUUUAGUUGUGUUGCUUGAAGGC
This is a messenger RNA of Heteronotia binoei (common prickly gecko), 1534 nucleotides long. Its product is annotated as neuropeptide Y receptor type 6-like. NCBI's taxonomy places the organism in Eukaryota, Metazoa, Chordata, Lepidosauria, Squamata, Gekkonidae. Gene Ontology annotation, cellular component: neuron projection; plasma membrane. Gene Ontology annotation, molecular function: neuropeptide binding; neuropeptide Y receptor activity. The transcript has 2 exons. Gene Ontology annotation, biological process: G protein-coupled receptor signaling pathway. The coding region runs from base 335 to 1450 and encodes 371 amino acids. The record is from RefSeq and is a predicted model, not a curated record.